This is a messenger RNA of Amphimedon queenslandica, 903 nucleotides long. RefSeq lists its product as uncharacterized. The coding region runs from base 292 to 627 and encodes 111 amino acids. The transcript is spliced from 4 exons. NCBI's taxonomy places the organism in Eukaryota, Metazoa, Porifera, Demospongiae, Haplosclerida, Niphatidae. The record is from RefSeq and is a predicted model, not a curated record.
ACGGAGACAGAUCAAUCAAAGGAAGAGUUUUUCUCUCUGUUAUUCUUCAUCAUCAGUGGAUCAAGAUGAAAGAAAAUUACUUGCUGGCUCCUACUGGCUAGUUAGAAUAUUGUUCAUUAGAUCAUUUUCAGCUAUUUACUUUAUUAAAAGGAGUUAUUAAUACGGACAGUCACUUGUCUCAUAACAUAAUUCAGUUAAAAGACUCAAUUGAUGAUAUUUUACCAAGAAGUAAUACUACCCUGCUUCAUUUUUAUCACCUUUUGUCAACGAGAUUGAGCAUAUUUGUUCAAAAUGAAUCAAUACAUGUUAUUAGGUCCUCCCACUGUUGCUAAAGGAGACGGUGAUCUGUCUUGUUUUAGUGUCUUCAGUGUAAGUGAAGGGAAUCAGAAAGAGGAGGAGGAGGAGGAGGAGGAGAAAAGGCGUCAAUCACUUGUAGAACAAGAGCUAUUAUUAGAUAAUGUUUAUAGACAGGCAAGAGAGCUAUUUGAUGAUAAGCCUCAUCAACACAUCACUAAUGACACUACACCAACUGUCUCUGACAAAGCCACACCCACCAUCACCAUGGCAACCAAUAAUCACCACAAAAGUGCUGACUCAUCAAAAUCAUUGAUUACGACACCUAUGUAAAAUUAUGAUGCCUAAGAGUACCAUUACUAUAGCAACCAACACUGGGCGGAGUCUACUUUUUAAUGACACUCCCACUUGCAAUCGGAGUAUUUAAGUGUCUGACUUUAAUAAGGAAGGUUCUGGUGUUUCCAUAGCAACACCAGCCGGUUCUAGGUAUGGCUCAUCACUCUCUCCUCACUCUUUAAGGAUGCUCUCCGAUACUGUUUUCAUGGCAACAGGAGCUGAUAGGAUGAUACCGUAUAAGUGGUUUUUUUCGAGGGAAUUAUAUUUCACGAA